Messenger RNA from Apis mellifera (honey bee), 6247 nucleotides. RefSeq names its product rootletin (gene Root). The coding region runs from base 86 to 6010 and encodes 1974 amino acids. The record is from RefSeq and is a predicted model, not a curated record. NCBI's taxonomy places the organism in Eukaryota, Metazoa, Arthropoda, Insecta, Hymenoptera, Apidae. The transcript has 27 exons.
GCCCUGGAGAAACUGUAUCGCCGCCAGCCAUCCUCCGUCCAACGGCCGUUAUCGUUGAUAUUCGUCAUCUUAUUGCUAAGCCAAGAUGUCACGGCCAUUGCCUAAAAAUAUUUCUCAAUUAUCAGCAAGAGGACAGAUGGAGAGGCGGCGACCACCGUUUCUCAGAGGCCCUAGUAGAAUGAGAGAGAAAAUAGAAAGAGGCAUAGGCAGUAAAAUGGAUUCUACAGGAAGUACACUAAGUGGAACUGGAGAUUGUUUAAGUGAAGAAGAUCUUUCACCAGAUGCAUUGGUUAGACAAAACUAUGAAUUACGUCAUCGUCUUGAAGAAGAAGCAGCCAAUUAUAAAAGACGUUUGGAUACAUAUAGACAAGCACAACAACAUCAGGCUGCUCUUGUUUCACGUUUACAAGCCAAAGUAUUGCAAUAUAAACAAAAAUGUUCAGAGUUAGAAAAUCAAAUGGCAGAAUCUAUAGUAUAUGAUUCUAAUAAAGUUGUAAGUUCUGCACCUCCAACAACUUCUGUUUUAGAUGCAGCUCAUCAAACACUAAGAGAAAUACGUGAAGAACAAAUAUAUGAUUUAGAUACUGCUCUAAAAAAACUAAGUGAAGAACGUAAAAGAUGUGAAAAAUUGCUGCAAUUAAAUACAACAUUGAAAGAUCAGUUAGAAGAAUCUCAUCAAACAAAUGAAGCACUUACAAAUGAUCUACAAAAAUUAAGUAAUGAUUGGGAUAUUUUAAGAGAAGAAUUAGCUAUCAAAGAAGAAGAGUGGAGAGAAGAAGAGCAAGCUUUUAAUGAUUAUUAUACUUCAGAACAUAACAGAUUAUUAAUUCUUUGGCGCGAUGUUGUUUCUGUAAAACGAUUAUUUGCAGAUAUAAAAUCUAGUACAGAAAGGGAUCUAUUAAAAAUGAAAAAUAACAUUAUUUCUACUUUUAAUGAUGUUUCAUCAGCUUGUAAUAAUACAGGAUUUGCUAUGAGAAUGCAAGCAGCUAUGCAUCCAAUGAUAUCUCAACAAGUUCAACAGGCACAAGAACAGGUAACAACUGAUUUAAAAACAGAAUUAAUAACACUUAAACAACAGUAUGAUGUAGCUCAAAAUGAAAUUCGUAUAAAGGAAGAAAAAAUCAAUCAACUUAUUCGUGAUGUUCACAGUUUGGAAGAAAGAUGUGGAGAAGCAGAAACAGAAAUUCAUCGCAAUACACGUUUGCAAGAUGAUAUAGAAAUUUUACAAUCUGCAUUGAGAGAUAUAGCACAUGCUGUAAUUCAAGAUGCAGAAAGUCGCGAAAUUGAAUCAACUCAAGCACCUCCUCAUCUUCAUUUAUCACCUACUGGACCAAUUCCUCAAAAAUCACCAAAAAGAGGUACAAGAAGCAACACCAUUCCAGCUUUUGCUGAAAGUACUAUAAGUGCUGUACAAGCAGCUCUCCAUAAAUAUCAAUUGACUAUACAUGAACUUCAGGUGAAAUUGCAAACUAAUAAAGAACAACUACAAAAUACUCGCAAACAAUGCGAAAAUGCGGAAGAGAAUGUUAAAACUCUAGAGAAAAAAGCAGAAGAACUGAUUAUUGAAUUAGAUGCAGUUCGAUUGCACUGUUCACAACUUAAUCAAGAAAAAGAUAUGUUACAAAAAGGACUUGAUACUAUAAGAAUAGAAAAAAAUACUCUUGAAAAAACCAGGAUAGAACUUAAUAAUAUGAUGGAGAAUUUAAACAAUGAUUGCGAAAAAUUGCAAAAAGCUAACAACAAAUUGCAAAAAAUUUGCGACAAUUUAGAAGAUGAAAAAUUAUAUCUUCAAAGUGAACUCAAUAGAUUAUCUAAAGAUGUAGAAUUGAGGGAAUUAAAUUUGCGUUCAGAAGAAGAUAGGUGCAGUAAAAUGAGAGAGGAAUUAUUAACUCUACGUGAAGAAUUGAAUAAAACAUAUCUCAGUAAAGAUAUGUUAGAACAACAAAAGUUAGAAACAGAUGGAUUAAUUUCACAAAUUGAAAAAAGCAAAGGUGAUUUAGAAUUAGAAUUGGAACGCGUAUUAUUAGAAAAAUCAGACGUGCAAGAAGUUUUAAUGAAACUAGAAACAGUUUGCAGCAAUCAUGAACAAGAGAAACAACGAUUACAAGAAGAAUUAAAAAAGGUAACAGAAGAAAAAAAUAAGUUAGCAAAUCAAUGUACGGAUCAACAAGGUGAUCUGGGUUCCUUAAGAAAAGAAUUACUUCAAGCAGAACAAACUAGACUUGAUUUAGAAUCAGAAAAAGUAACUUUGAAUGAAAAAGUGAAAUUUCUGGAGAUCGAAAAGGAGAAGAUUGAAAUAGAAUUGGCACAAGUUACGCGCGAACGUGGAGAUUUCAAUAAUCAAUUAUCAGUUUUAGCACGAAAGAAAGAAACAUUAAACGAAGAAUUGAUGAGACUCAAACAAAGAUUAGAACAGGCAAACGAAAUGAAUGGAAGAAUAAAUCGGAAUUUAGAAGAUCUUGUAAAAGAUAAUGAAGAAAAACAAGUUCUUUUAGAAACUAAUGAAAAGGAAGUACAACGAUUACAAGAGCAACUUGCUUCAAUGCGUAGUGAGAAAGAGACAUUAGAAGGUGUUUUAUUUGAUACACAAACUAGUCUAGAAAAUAUGCAUGUGAAAAAGACUCAAUUAGAAAAGGAACAGAAAGAACUUUUAAUAAAACAAGAAAGCUUAAAAGGACAAGUAGAAAGAUUAAUGAAAGAUUUGGAGAAUAGCGAAAAACGAAUUCAUGAAGUAAAGCAAACUUUAACGCAACAAAGUGGCGAUCAAGAAGCCGAAUUUCAACAAAUUAUUUCUAACGUGAAAAAACAUAGUGAAGAAAACAUAAAAAAAUUAAAUGAAGAAAAAGAACAAAUAAAGAUAAAUUUAGAAAAACGACUUCAGCAAUCUCUCUUGCAAGUUACUGGAGAAAAAGAUAAUGAAAUAAAUCAAUUGCAGCAAAGAAUAGAUGAAAUGCAACAACAUAUAGAAAAUUUGUGUCAGCAACAUGAAGAAGUUCUUCUUAGAGCAGAAAAUGAUAAACAGCAAGCUCUUCUUAUAGCUCAUCAUGAUCAGCAAGCAUUAAUGGAAAAACUUGAAACUGUUUUGCAUGAAAUGGAAGAAGAGAAAAAUAAUGUAGAACGAGUCAAACGAGAAGCUGCAGUAAAAACUGAACAAGAGCGUAAUAAUAUAAAUCAAUUACGUGAUGAAUUAAAUCGUCUUAAAACAAAAUUAGAUGAAACUAGAUUAAAAACUGAUGAAGAAAAAAUAAAACUUGAUCUAAAAAUAGAAGAACUCUGGAAAGAACGUGAAUUAGCACAAAGAGAAUCCGAAGAAUUACAAGUUCAAUUACAUAUGACAGAAGAUAAAGUUGAUAGUUUACAAAAUCAAUUGCAUGAAACUAUUAGAAAACUUAAAGAUGCUGAAAAUCUUAACGAAACAUUACGCAAAGAAUUAGUAGAUAUUAGAAGACAAUUAGGUGAUUCCACAUAUGAAAAAGAAAAGUAUAAUAGUAGUAAUAAAGAAUUACGCGAGCAUGUAAAACGCAUUGAAAGCGAAAAAAGAGAACAAAAUAGAAUAUUAGAAGAAUCAUAUCAAAAAAUUUCAGCACUGGAAGAUAUGAAAGUAAAUGUAGAUGCAGAGAGAUCUCGUCUUCAAGCACAAAUUCGUGAUAUGGAGAAAGAAAUGUUGCAAUUACAAAAACAACUUCAUUUUACUCAAGAUGAAUUACAAAAAUCACAUCAAAGUAAUGCUCAAGCACAAAAUGAUGAAAAAGAAUUGCAAGCUCGACUAACUAACGAAACAGAAGAAAGAGAACGUUUACAAUUGCAGUUACAUCAAGUAAAAAAACAGUUAAUGGAUGUUGACAAUAGUCUAAAAGUAACAAGACAAGAACUUGGAAGAUUGCGGUCACGUGCAGAUGAAGAGAAUGAACGGUGGAGAGUUAGAGAACAAGAACUAGUAGUUCGUCUUGAGGAUAGUCGAUGUCGUGAAAGAAAACUCGAGGAUCAAAAACAUAACUUAGAAGUUUGUUUAGCUGAUGCUUCUCAACAAAUUCAAGAACUGAAGGCACGUCUUGGAGGUUCCGAAGGACGAGUUCGAGCUUUAGAUGCGCAAUUAUCGCAAUUAGAAAUAACAAAAAAAGAAGUAGAACAAAAAUUAAGUAGCGUGGGAUCGACUUUACGUCGAAUUGCAGGUAUUCAAAUGGAUGGAAGUGUUAAUAUACCCUUUAAAUUAUUGAGUCCAUCAAGAAGGUGGAGUCCAGCAAGAGCUCAAGAUCAUAUUGAUUCUAGUAGAGAUGUGAUUCUUGAUGUUGAUCCUGAGAUUAUUAGAAAAGGUGUACGAUCUCUUAUGCAACAAGUAGCACAAAUCGAACGUGAAAGAGAUGAUUAUAAAACUGAAUUAUGUAAUUUGAAAAAACAAUUGGAUGAAAAUCAAGAGAUUCAAAAUAGAUCUGAUAUACAAAUAAACACUUUAUUAACAAAUAUAAGAAUGCUUCAGGAUGAAAAGAAUUCAUUGGAGGUAAAACUUUCUCAAAAACAAAGUGGUUAUGAAAUGCAGUUAAAUGCUUUACAACUAAAGUCAGAAGAAUGCGAGCAAUUACGCGAGAAGAUUAUCAAUCUUGAAUUAAUGAUUAGUAAUAAUUCUGAAGAAAAAAUACAAUUUGAGGAAAAACUAGAUAAAUUAAAACAAGUUUUAAACAAAGUAGAAAAUGAAAAACGUAAUUUACAAGAAGAACUUAGUAAAAGCGAAUCCCGCGCUACGAAAUUAGAAUUACAAAGAAUGUCAUUAGAAGGUGACCUUCAAAGAUUGCAAAUGAUGUUCCAAGAAAAAGAUGCAAAUAUUCAUAAAUUACAAGAACGAAAUGAUACACAAAAUCGAACAAUGACAACUUUAGAAGAACGUUGUACUUCAUUGAAAUCUAUGGUGGAACAAUUAAAUCUUGCAUUGGAAAAAGCAUCUACUACAGAAAAUGAAUUAAAGAAUGAAAUUAAUUCAAUGCAACAUAAUAUUAUGGAAUUAACAACUACUUUGCAAACUUCUAAUGAAAAAAAUAAACAGUUACAAAAACAAAUUUCAAAUGCUGAAAAUGAACGUAGAAUCUUAUCUGAACGUAUAGAAUCAAUGCAACAAUCUUUAAAUGAUCUCAAACAUACAAAUCAAACAUUAACAGAUCAAAUUACACGUCUUCAAAAUGAAUUGGCAAAUAAUGAAGUACAACGUUGUGCCUUAGAAUCUCAAUUAAGAAUAGUUGCCUAUCCAACACAAGAAGAAAAUAUAAAUAAGGAUGAAGAAUUAUUACGACAGUUACAAAUAGCACAAAGAGAGAGAAGUGAAAUGAGAGGAAAAAUGGAAGCACUUAAUGAUAAAAUGAAAUUAUUGGAAGCUGAUAAACGUAAUUUAGAACGACAACUAUCGUUAUUUAAAUCAACUAAUCGUAGCAAAAGUUAUGAACGUUAUGAGAAAGCACAUACAGAAUUAUUAGGCACAAGUUUCGAUAUAGAUCAUUAUGAACAAGAAAAUAGAGAAUUAAGAUUGAAAGUUCGUAGAUUAGAAACACAACUUGCAGAGAAGGAAGCUGAACUUAUAAGAUUGAAAUCAAGUUACACUCAUACACAUUCCGUAUUUGAUUUUAAUCGAGAUAGAACGGGCGAAAUUGAAAGACUUAGAGCAGCUCAAUUACAAGCUGAAAAAUUGUUAGAAGCAAGAGAACAAAGUCAUCGUCAACAAGUUUUGCGUUUGGAAAAUCAGAUACAAUUGUUACGCGAGCAACUUAAUCAAGAAAUAAAACGUCGACAAUUAUAUGUUUUACGAAGUUCAAGGGCAGGUAGAGAAAUGCAACAAUUAAGACAAGCCUUAGGCGAUUCUUUAAGAACUGUAGCUCAAGAUCCAUCAUUAGACGCAGUAUUAUUAGAACAUGAAGCUCGAAAAUUGGAUUCUACUUUGACAAGUACUACCAGUUUACCACCAUCAUUAGCUUUACCUCCGCCACCGUCUUAUGAUAGAUCUUCCACACCAGCACAACUCAAAUGAGUUAUAAUAUUGUUUCAGACUGAAUCAAAUGUGGUAACUGCCAAUAUAUGUUCAAUGAUACAAAAUAAGUAGUAUACAAUAAUUCUUCCAUAUAUGGGAACAUAAUUUGAUUAAUGUAUGUAUUAACUUUAAUCACAUACUUGAAAUUUAUUAUAAUAAGUUAUUUCAAGACUACUAAUUGAUAUAAUAUUUUAAUAAUGAGUAGCAUUUUAGUAUUUUGUAAUUUUUACAUACAAA